ACACCUGUUUUGAAAGGAACCAGAACAAUUUCAAAAGUAUCUAUAUAGAGGUAUUUAUUUUGUAUAUUAGUAAAGCAAGCAUUGAAAAGAACGAACGUUGCUAAGCUUGACCAUGCAAGCCCCGAGCCGUCUUCUUCGGCGUACGCAAAACGGUGAAACACCCAAGAACUUCCCAUUGCCUACAGCAUCUUGGAGAGUCUCAAGUGCAAACUAUAUCAAAUCGAAGUUGGAUUCAGUGAGGCCACAAUUGAUUAAUGCGGUAUAUGAAGAGCAUUCGGACAUCAAGCUUGUAGUACUAGACCUAAUAAAUAAGCAACAAAUAUACACGAGCAGAAACCUUGCUUGGUAUAAGAUAAUCCCGGUUCUUAAAUACAAGGAUGAGCAAAAACAGUUACCGCCACCCCCAACAGCAAUCGAUGAGAUUGCUAGUUACACAAUGCAACUAGCAUCCAUUCCCAACUUCGAGCUUACGAAGAACAACGUGAUGAUCAAGGCGGAUUUGUUUUCUUCGUUAAGAAAUGAAACAGACAGCAUUGAUAAGAACCUAAUCAAGUCACUUCUCAUUUACGAGAUAAUGAACCUGCGAACAGUCUAUGACACGAGAGCCAAUGACCAAAUCAGCGACUACUUCAGAUUACUAGAUUAUGAUACUGAUACACACUAUCUCAUUAGUUUGCUGUAUUUCAUGAACCCACACGGAUUAGACUUAAAUGGCCGAUUGAACCAGAUCAUAAAGAUCUUAUCCAACUUCAAGGCAAAAAUGCCAUAUAAAGUGAAUACCGAGGAUUGGGAGUUUUUAAUUCGAUUAACAAACUCAAACUUGAAUACAUUCGACACAGCACACCAGACUAAGUUUUCAUUUCUAUUUUCCAAACUCACCUCUCUUGCCACUGAUGUCCAUUCUUCCUAUUGGUGUCAUGAUUUGGUUGGAAUGCUUCGCUUUCUUAGAAAUGCCGAGUCUGGAUACGAAGAUUUGGCACCUAAUAGCCAGCAAAGUGGAGUAGUCAGGUUCAAUAUAAACUAUUUCAGAUUUAUUAUACUUGAGCGAGCAAUUAGGGAGUGGAACAAGGACUCAUUGACAGGCAAGACGUGGGACCAGUACAACUUUGAAAAUCAAUGGAAAACGGUGUGGGAUAUGUACUACGACAAUAAUCAUAAUGACUUGAGUCCUCCUGGGGGACCUUCGAUCAAGAACCAUGUGAGAAAAAUAGUGGGAUUAUAGGCAUUUGGAGUUGUAAUAACUGGCUUGACGUUUUUGACUGGAACAAAAGAUUAAUAUAAAUAAUAAAUAAAAAAAUUAUAAACUAUUAGGAACGAAGAAAACAGUCGUUGUUUUUC
This is a messenger RNA of Pichia membranifaciens NRRL Y-2026, 1338 nucleotides long. RefSeq lists its product as hypothetical. The transcript has a single exon. Lineage: Eukaryota; Fungi; Ascomycota; Pichiomycetes; Pichiales; Pichiaceae. The record is from RefSeq and is a predicted model, not a curated record. Bases 113 to 1222 code for a protein of 369 amino acids.